Messenger RNA from Trichoderma citrinoviride, 1701 nucleotides. Its product is annotated as MFS general substrate transporter. Gene Ontology annotation, molecular function: transmembrane transporter activity. The record is from RefSeq and is a predicted model, not a curated record. The transcript has 3 exons. Lineage: Eukaryota; Fungi; Ascomycota; Sordariomycetes; Hypocreales; Hypocreaceae. The coding region runs from base 1 to 1701 and encodes 566 amino acids. Gene Ontology annotation, biological process: transmembrane transport.
AUGGAUGAAGUCCGCGAGCUGAGCAACCUGCAGGCCCCAGACCGGCUCCCAAGCUCUUCUACACACGAGUUGGCUACAAGCAACGAAGAGCCCACACUCAUCCCGGGGCCCAUAUCAGCGCAAGACGAUGGCCCUCGACCUCCCGACCUCCGGACAUGGCGAUUCUGGGCCAUCAUCAUGGCGUUGGGCAUCACGGGGCUCAUGUCCGCCAUCGAAGGCACCAUCAUCACAAGCGCCCUCCCAACCAUCACCAACGCCCUCGGCGGCGGCGACGCCUACAUCUGGGUCCCCAACGCCUACCUCCUCGCCCAAGUCGCCAUCCUCCCCCUCGCCGGCCAAGCGAGCAACAUCUUCGGCCGCCGCCACCUCCUCCUGGCCGCCGUCGCCCUCUUCACCCUCGGCGGCGGCCUCAGCGGCGGCGCCUCCUCCAUGGGCAUGCUCAUCGCCGCCCGCACCAUCCAGGGGCUCGGCGGCGGCGGCAUCAACCUCCUGAUGGAAACCAUCGUAACGGACAUCGUCCCCCUCCGGGAGCGCGGCCAGUACAUGGCCAUUGUGGGCAUCGGCGCCGUCGUGGGCGCCACCCUGGGUCCGUUCCUGGGCGGCCUCAUCACCGAUCAUGCAUCCUGGAGGUGGUGUUUCUACAUCAACGUGCCCAUCGGCGUCGCCUCUUUUGCGAUCCUGUUCGUCUUCCUCAGGGUCAAGUAUGACCGCGACCUGACCUGGUCAUCUCGCCUCCGACGCAUCGACAUCUCCGGCAACGCCAUCUUCGUCGCCGCCAUCGUCUCCGCCCUCAUCGCGCUCACCUGGGGCGGUACCAUCUACAGCUGGAGCACCUACCACAUCUGGACGCCGCGCCUCUGCCCAGAGCCCUCGUUCCCGCGACAAAUUGUCUCGAACCGCACCUCGGCCGCCGCCCUCGUCCUGACUUUCAUCCACGCCGUCGUCGCCUACUGGGCAUACUACUUCCUGCCAAUCUACUUCCAGGCCGUCAGGGCCCUCUCGCCUCUGCGCUCCGGAAUCUACACGCUACCCAACGUCGCCGGCGGGCUCGUCUUCGCCGUUCUGGGAGGCGUCCUCCUCUCCAAGUUUGGCCGGUACAAGCCCCUCCACCUGGCCGGCUUCGCCGUCACCACCAUCUCCUUUGGCCUGCUCAGCAUCCUCGACGCCCACUCCAGCGACGCCGCCUGGGUCUGCAUCCAGCUUCUCAACGCCCUCGGCAGCGGCAUGCUCAGCGGCGUGCUCCUGCCCGCGGUCCAAGCCCCCCUGGACGAGAGCUACGUCGCCACGGCCACCGGCGUCUGGAGCUUUGCUCGCUACUUUGGCUGCAUCUGGGGCGUCACCAUCCCGAGCGCCGUCUUCAACAACGAGUGCCGCCGUCUCGCGAGCACCGUCAUUACCGACGAGGACAUAGCUAGUAAGCUGUCGGGGGACAGCGCGUAUCAGCAUGCCACGGGCGCCUUUCUGCUUAGCAUUCAGGACCCGGAGCUUCGCGCAGAGGUGAUCCGAGUCUUUACCGGGGCGAUGCGGACGGUUUGGCUCGUUGGGAUUGCAUUUGCUGCGUUGGGAUUCUUGGUCAGCUUCGUGGCCAAGGAGAUUCAACUGCGGGAGGAGUUGCACAAUGACUUUGGGGUGGAGGACAAGAAGGAUGCUGCCGUCUCGUCCACGGCAAAUAUCGAGGUUCCAUCAUCUGAUCCAGUCUAA